GCUGCGUGUAGAGGACGGACCCAAGGAAAAACGAGUGCGUGCAGGUCCCCGCUCCGUGUGGUCAUUACGAUUCGAAUAGCGCACAGAGCAGGCAGCGCAAGAGCUUUAAACCGCACAUUGAAAUAUCCAACUUUUAGCUACAUGGAUCCCAUCCAUCCCGUCCGCACGGCCGGCCCCACACGCCAACCCUGCAUCGGAGCGUGGGGCACACAGCGCAAGCGGACCACGCGUGGGCCAUGCCAGGGCACCGGACCCACGCCGCAGCAGCAGCAGCAACAACAACAGCAACAGGGGUCUUCCCAGCGUGCGGAGACCCCCAUCCCGAGGGGGACACGAGACUCGAACGUCGAUAAGGAGUCGUCGGGUGCUAACAGGGAGCGGUCACGCGUGAGAGCCAUGCGUGCCGCCUUCCUAGCGCUGCAGAAGAGCUUGCCAGCUGUGCCGCCCGACACCAAACUUUCCAAACUGGACGUGUUGCUACUGGCCAGUGCGUACAUCGCGCACCUGAGCAGGACUCUUGGCGUGGAAACGGGUCGUCCAUACGGUGACGGGGUUCCGCCUGCUGUCGCCGCGCCAGACCACGUGGCCAGGGAGUUCUUGACAAGGAGGGCGCAUGGAGCCACCAAGGGGCCCCAGUCUCUUGAUCAGGAUAAAGAGCAAGCGGAGGCACGCGCCACGGGGAACUUUCCAGGAUUUUUACACCCAAUGAAGAAGUGGCCAAUGCGCUCUCGGCUGUACGAGGGGAUUACCAAAACAGCAAGGCUUCCAUCGCUCCAGAACUGCCAGGACGGAAGAGAGAAGGCCCAGCCAACCUUUCUCGCAUGA
Lethenteron reissneri (Far Eastern brook lamprey) is the source of this 825-nucleotide messenger RNA. RefSeq names its product transcription factor 23-like. Gene Ontology annotation, molecular function: RNA polymerase II transcription regulatory region sequence-specific DNA binding; DNA-binding transcription factor activity, RNA polymerase II-specific; protein dimerization activity. Gene Ontology annotation, biological process: developmental process; regulation of transcription by RNA polymerase II. The record is from RefSeq and is a predicted model, not a curated record. Lineage: Eukaryota; Metazoa; Chordata; Hyperoartia; Petromyzontiformes; Petromyzontidae.